AUGCUUUCCAGAAUCGUCCGACCCAACCGGGUUGUUCGUGGCCCAGCAUUUCGGCCGACGCCCGUCUUAUCGCGAAUGACCGGCUCCUCUCCACGUCUUCAAGCCCAGGUAGCCGAUAUCAGCAAGGGCAUCGACACGGCUGGCCGCCCUCUCCCGGCCUUCGUCGGUAACCCCAAACCCCAGACGGAGCCGUCUGCUGUCGGAUCGACGAUCGACACCCCGCCGCUAGUUACCCCAGGUGCCGUCAGACUCGAGAACAUUCUCGCAACUCCUGUCACCUUUCAAAUCCAGAGGGAUCGUGAUGAGUUUUGGCGCAAGGUGCCUGUUUGGGCACAUGUAACAGCCAAGGACUUCCUUUCAUAUCGCUGGAGUAUCGCCAACACCGUACAGGGCACAGCCAAGCUCUUCAAGUUCUUGCAAGCCGUAGUCCCAGAGGAGGUGCCUCUGGACAAGCUAGGCAUGCAGAUGCAGUCCCGUGACAAAUUUAUCAAGGACGUUCUCGAUGGUGUGACUGCUGCGACUAUGGCAAUCCGGAUGACACCAUACAUCCUGAGCCGCGUCAACUGGCAAGAUCCUCGCCACGACCCCAUUGUCCGGCAGUUCUUGCCAAUGAAGUCAAUCAUGCUUCCCGAUCACCCAAAGCUCACGCUCGACUCCCUCCACGAGACUGCCGACUCGCCCGUCAAGGGUCUAGUCCAUCGGUACACAGACAAAGCCCUAUUUCUGCCAACUUCGGUUUGUCCCACAUACUGCAUGUUCUGCACCCGCUCUUACGCGGUUGGAGCCGACACCGACACCGUAACAAAGGCAUCUCUGAAGCCGACCCGCCGACGCUGGGAAGAGGCUUUUGCCUACAUCGAGAGCCGACCGGAACUUCAAGAUAUUGUGGUGUCUGGCGGUGACGCGUACUACCUUCAGCCGGAGCAGCUGACCCUCAUCGGCGAGCGCUUGAUUAGCAUGCCCAACAUCAAGCGGUUCCGGUUUGCUUCCAAAGGACUAGCUGUAGCGCCGACCCGGAUUCUGGACGAGUCAGAUGGCUGGGUGAAUGCCCUCAUUGACAUCUCCAACAAGGCCAAGAAGGCCGGAAAGUCGAUGGCGCUACACACCCACUUCAACAAUCCCAACGAAAUUUCGUGGGUCAGCUCCGAUGCCACCCAGAAGCUCUUUGAGAAUGGUGUCAUGGUCCGUAACCAGACCGUCUUGCUUCGCGGCGUCAACGAUGACUACGAGACCAUGUCAACCCUCAUCCGCCAGCUUGCUGACAACAACAUCACUCCGUACUACGUUUAUCAGUGCGAUAUGGUUGAGAGGGUGGAGCAUCUUCGCACGCCCCUCCAAACCAUCUUGGACCUAGAGGCCAAAAUCCGCGGGUCAAUUGCAGGUUUCAUGACCCCCUCCUUUGUCGUUGACCUUCCUGGUGGAGGAGGGAAGCGGCUGGCGUGCUCCCAUCAGAACUACGACCGCAAGACGGGCGUGUCAACCUUCAUGGCUCCCGCUGUCACGAGCCGGGACAAAGCCAACAAGGUCUAUGAGUACUAUGACCCGGUAGAGUAG
This is a messenger RNA of Sordaria macrospora k-hell, 1554 nucleotides long. RefSeq lists its product as uncharacterized. The record is from RefSeq and is a predicted model, not a curated record. NCBI's taxonomy places the organism in Eukaryota, Fungi, Ascomycota, Sordariomycetes, Sordariales, Sordariaceae. Gene Ontology annotation, molecular function: iron-sulfur cluster binding; catalytic activity.